AGACUCCAACAUCACGCUAAAGCAAGUUGUUUGUGCCAGACUGCCAGUUGCUCAGCAGCAUUUGCCACAGUUGGUCUUGCAUACACAUUUAAAAUUUGAAAAUAAAACAUUAAUUAUUUAACUCAAUAUAUAAGCUAACAGCCAAAAUAAAACAUAAAUUAAAUACAAUAUAUUUCAUUCAAAUAAUUAUCAAUUAACAUUAAAUAAAUGUGAGUGAUUUACAAAAAGAAAAAAUCAUUAUUACUUUUUUAUAAACAUUAUAUUUGACAGAUGAUAUAAAUAUAAAUAAAAUUUAUUUAUUUAUUUUGAGAGCUUAAUUAGUUUAUUCAUUAAAUUAAUUUAAAAAUACCUGUCAAUAGUGAUUUUAAUAAUUAGGGGUGGAUGAAAAUUGAACUUUUAAAAUAAUGCUCCAAAAAGAUACAAUAAUUUUGUGAAAAUUAAAAAACGAAAAUAUUAUUUCAAAAUAAACAUUUUAUUAUUAAUUAAAUUAAUUAAAGUGUUAUUUAAUUGCUAUUAUUGUGAUAUUUUAUAUAUAUAUUUAUUAAGAUGAGUUGCUGUAAAUUAUCAAUAUUUUUAAUCAUCGCUGGACUUGUUUUUUAUGCUACUGGAAAUCCAACAGUGACACUUUCAAAAGAAAAUUGUCGAAAGAAACAUGCCGAAUGUUCAGUGUCAAAUGGUGUUAAUAAUGUACCAGUUUGUGGCAGUGAUGGUGUAACAUAUCCAUCAGAAUGUCAAAUCAUCACAAAACAAUGCCAGGGUGUUGUAAUAUCUAUCAAACAAAGUGGUCCAUGUCCAGAAACACCACCGUGUUUUUCAGCAAAAAUUGCAAUGAAACCUGGAUCUCAACCAGCUUGUCGUGCAGAUGGUACAUAUGAGCCAGUACAAUGUCACGUGGAAACAGGAUAUUGUUGGUGUGUAACACCACAAGGACGUCCACUACCUGAUACAUCAGUUAAAGAUAAUAAACCAAAUUGUGAUGAAAUUGAUUUAUUAUCAUCAUCAUCUUCAUUAUCAUCAUCAUCAUCAAAACGAAAUUCAUACAAGAGCAAACCAAAAAUGAAUAAUAACAAAAAUGAUAAUAAAAAUUCAACUAGUUAUAGUCCAGCUCGUCGUUCACCAAAUAAAAUUAGAGUACCAAAAUCUAAAAUAGCAAGACAUCCAAUGAGAGAAUGCUCACAUCAAGAAAAAUCAGAUUUUAAUAAAAAUCUCAUUGAUUUAUUUAAAAUUGAAUACAGAAGAAUAAAUAGUUCAGAUGGUGAUCAAAAUAAUGAACGUGUUUUAUCAUGGAAAUUUUCAACACUGGAUAAAGAUGCUGAUGGCCAAUUGGAUAGUGAUGAAUACAAAGAGCUAAAAAGACUUGCUAAAAAAAAUGUCAAGCCAAAAAGAUGUGGUAAAACAUUUUUAAAAACAUGUGAUACUGAUGAAGAUAUGUAUUUAUCUAAAAGUGAAUGGACUACUUGUCUUCGUAGUGAUUUUACAUAUGGAAGACGUGAAGUAACUGGUCUCCAUAAAACCCGGGCCCUGGACCAAGUGUUGAAAGAAGCUCCAGUACAUGAAAGACCAGGCCUAGUUGAUGCUACUCCUGAUCAAACUGAAAAUGAUGCAAAUGAUUGUCUUUCGGAUAGAAAAUCAGUUCUUGAUGAUCAAAUUGAAAGUUCAAAAGAAAAAAAAACAGUAUAUGUACCAGAAUGUACACCUGAUGGAAGAUAUAACAAAAUACAAUGUUAUUCAGGUUAUUGCUGGUGUGUACUUCAAGAUACUGGUAAACCAAUACCUGGUACAUCAUCAAAAGAUGGCAUGAAACCAAAUUGUAAUCCAGUACCAUCACCAAGUAGAAUAAUGAAAGGUUGUCCAGAAGAUACGAAACAAGAAUUUUUACGUAAUCUUGUUGAUUCAAUUGAAGAAAAAAUGCAACAAUCAAAUACUAAUGCUGAUCAAGUUUCUGAUAAAUUAUCAGCAUCAAGAGAAGAACGUAUUGUAACUUGGCAUUUUUCAAUGCUUGAUGAAAAUAAAAAUAAAGUACUAGAUAAAAAAGAAUGGAAAAAUUUUCGUACACAAGUUAUGAGUGAUAAAAAAUUACGUAAAUGUGGUAAAAAAUUACCAAAAUAUUGUGAUGUUAAUAAUGAUAGAUCAAUCAGUAUGACUGAAUGGCUCAGUUGUCUCAAUGUUCAUCGACCACCUCUAGAUGAUAGUGAGGAAAAAAUUUCAACAAAUAAACCAAGAAAAGGACCGAAUCCAUUGGAACAUAUACUCAAGGACAACUAAAAGAUGUCAUGUGAUACAAAACCUUAAGGAGAAAAGAAAAAAAAUUAUUAAAAUUAAUUAAGUUUUCGUUAAGUUAAUUGUUUCCCUGAAAUUUAUAUUUUCCCUCCCAACCUUUAUUAUUAUUAUUUUUAUUAUUAUUAUUAUUAUUAUCAAUAUUAUUAAUAUUAUUAUCAUUAUAAUGAUAUAAAUUUUCUAGAUCUUAUUGGAUGAUUUAUUUGAGUAUAUUAUAAAUGUAAACAACACGAUAGAAGUAUUAUGUACGUAAUUGUAAUUAAAAAAUAUGUGUAUGUAUAUUAUGCAUGUAAAAAAAAAGGUGCUUGAUUGAUAUUUAAAAGCACAAUUAUUUUUAUCAUGCUCAUAAAUAUCUACUGUUGUAAAAAAAAAAAUUUUAAAAAACAAAAAAAAAAAAAAAG
This is a messenger RNA of Aphidius gifuensis, 2678 nucleotides long. RefSeq names its product SPARC-related modular calcium-binding protein 2 (gene magu). The record is from RefSeq and is a predicted model, not a curated record. Lineage: Eukaryota; Metazoa; Arthropoda; Insecta; Hymenoptera; Braconidae. Gene Ontology annotation, molecular function: heparin binding; calcium ion binding; protein binding. The coding region runs from base 547 to 2265 and encodes 572 amino acids. Gene Ontology annotation, biological process: extracellular matrix organization. The transcript is spliced from 9 exons. Gene Ontology annotation, cellular component: basement membrane.